AUGAUUGAAAACAGAUAUAUUAUUUAAGAAUUUAAGCCAGAAUUUGAAAAGAAGCUUUAAAUUUUUGAGAAUUCUUUUGUGACUAAUUCACUUUUAUUUGGAUUAAUCAAAGUAAAUAGAAGCUAUGACAAAGUCUCUUAUGAGCAAUAUUUUAAUCAAAAAUAUGGAGAAGGGUUUAUUUUACUCUUGCUUGAUAGAGAAAAUAAUGAUAAUUUAGUUGGAAAAGUUUUGUUUGGAAUGAAAGAAGUUUUAGUUAAUAACAAAACUUUUAAAGCUGCUUUUAUACACGAAAUUAGAUUUGGUAACGUCUGCAAUACUAAUUUAGCAGUUCAGUAAAAAUUAAUAGACUAUGGCUUGCAAAAAGCUGCCAAGUAGUAUUAAUGCUAAUUAGCAUAUCUAAUUUUUGAUUAGGCGAAAAAAGGUGAUUUUGAAGAUUUAUUUGCAAAGGAGCUUAACUUUCAAAAAGUUGGUGAAAUAGUUUCUUAAAUUUCAAUGCAAAACAAUAUGAUAAAGCUAUAAGAUGAAAUAGGAGAUAACCUAAAAUUCAAAGAAUUUCUACCAUUAGAAGCAUAAGAAUUUCAUAAGAACUAAUUGAAUAAAAAAAGUGAAGAUUUUUAUUGUAAAGAAUUAUUUAGCAGUGAAUAAACUAAAACAUUUGUCUUUGCUAACUUAGACAAUACAGAUGUGUAUGGACUUAGUGUUUAUUUUGAUGAUAAAAGAUUCUCAAAAAACUUUUCAAGAUUUAUAAUAAGCUCAAAUCUCUUAUAAAAUAAGCUUUUUAUAAAAAUAUUUUAUUUACUAGUGAAUGUGUUGUUUGCAACUUUGUUGUUUUUAUAAAAAAGUGAAGAAGGCUUAUUAAAUGAUGAUCUAAAAUAUUAAACAAUAAUCUAUUUGGGAUUGAAUAUAGGGAUAUGUCUUGCUUUUUAUCAAACUUAAAAGGCAUUUUAAAAGUUUUCAGGAACAGUAGGCAGAAUAUUUUAGCCUAUAGAAAUUGAAAAAUUAGUCCAAUCAUAAACAAAAAAGAGAGAAAUAUAUGAAACCCUCAUUAGAAAUAUAUAAGGCAUUUGCUUUUAGAAUAAAACAAGCUAAAUAAGGGUGGAUAUAGAUACAAGAGGAGAUCAUUUGGACUACUUCAACUAAAAAAGUUGUUUCACACCUUAUAAUGAAAAUUAAUUUUAAUUUUAUGCAGCUAGCCUAAGUGGAGAGAAUAUUAACUUAGUUGAUAUUAAACUUUUAAGCGUUGAUCCAAGAGAUUUUUGA
Tetrahymena thermophila SB210 is the source of this 1260-nucleotide messenger RNA. RefSeq names its product transmembrane protein, putative. The record is from RefSeq and is a predicted model, not a curated record. The transcript has 2 exons. NCBI's taxonomy places the organism in Eukaryota, Ciliophora, Oligohymenophorea, Hymenostomatida, Tetrahymenidae.